Brassica rapa (field mustard) is the source of this 2224-nucleotide messenger RNA. Its product is annotated as putative pirin-like protein At3g59260. The record is from RefSeq and is a predicted model, not a curated record. Lineage: Eukaryota; Viridiplantae; Streptophyta; Magnoliopsida; Brassicales; Brassicaceae.
CAGAUUGGAUGGUAAGCUCAGUAAAAAGAGAGGCAAACAAAGCUGCCUUUAUGAUUGCUCGGAGUGUGACAAAGGAAAUGAGAUACCAAUCAUAUGUAGCUCAAGGUAGCCCUUCUUGGUUGAGGAGCUUGCUUGCGGAGGAAGGUAUAAGGUCAACAAGAGUAUAAGGUGACGCUAGAUGGAGGAUCUUUGAAAUGGAGGAGGUUUGGUUGGGAUAACGUGCUUUAGGCUGUCGUUUUCCUUUUUAAAUUUGAGUUGGUUGUAUUUUUCAUGGUUCUGUAGGAAUUUGCUUCUGGUUUUUAUUUCUCAAACAUUUAUCUCAGAGUUAAAAAAAAAAGUUAACCUCAAAGCCGUUGAGGGUCUUAAUGAUUUACAACUUACAAGGGAUGGUUCAGUGUUUUGCUAUAUCUGGAUGCAUUGAGUAAUAAAUAUGUACACAUGCCAAAAAAAAAACACACACAAACUAACACAUCCUCCAUUAGAAAGCUUUUAUUGUUGACAAAAAAAUGAAUAUCCAAAUGUGUAUUUUGCAUAUAUCAAAAUUGUAAAGAUUUUAAACGUUAUGAAUAUUAAAUGGAAAGAUUUUAAAAUAAGUAGAUCUUAAAUGAUUUUUAAGCAUGUUUCCUUUAUGUGUUUUAAGAGAUUUUACAUUGUAUGAAUAUUAGCAUAAUUUAACAUUACCACUAUAUUUAUGUAUCUCAUUAUUUCAUAUCAAACACAACUCAGUUAUAUAUUCAUAUUCUCUAAUUAUAACAUCGAUCUUUGUCAUAAUCAUCAACAUGUCAUCCAGACAGGUCGUGAAGAAGAUAUUUGCAAAUUUUGAGAAUAGUAACGAUGGUGUCAUUAGACAAGGAAUUACCAAGAGUGACCAUGAGUUACUGGACCCGUUCGUGUCGCUUGCUGAAUUUUCUGUUUCACCUCCAGGUGGAUUCCGAGAUCAUCCUCAUAGAGGUUUUGAGAGUGUUACAUACAUGUUGGAGGGAGGCCUCAUUCACCAAGACUUCAAUGGUAACAAGGGUACAGUCCAUGAAGGAGAUGUUCUGUGGACGACAGCAGGAAGAGGAAUCAUUCAUUCUGAAAUGCCUAAAGAACACACUAACAUUGGCUUACAGCUUUGGGUCAACCUCCCUUCAAGUGACAAAAUGAUCGACCCAGCAAACGUAGAAAUAUCGAGUUCUGAGAUGCCAGUAGCAUAUGAAGAAGGAGUAGAGGUCAAAGUCAUAGCAGGAGUGUCAAUGGGAGUCCAAUCUCCUUUCUACACAAGGAUACCAAUGAUGUUCCUUGACAUAACUCUCCAGCCAAGGUCACAAACCCAGCAGACUAUUCCGGAGUCGUGGACCGCCUUUGCAUACGUUUUAGAUGGCAAUGAAGGCGUGUUUGGCUCCUCAGACUCUUAUGCAGUGCAAGCACACACUCUUGUGGUGUUUGGAACAGGAGAUGAAGUUAGCGUGUGGAAUACGUCAAACUAUAGGCCGUUGAGGUUCUUGUUGAUUGCAGGAGAACCGAUUGGGGAGUCUGUGGUUCAACACGGGCCAUUUGUGAUGAACACGCAAGCUGAGAUUGAUAGGACCAUAUGGGACUAUCGCAAUGGCCAGAAUGGCUUUGAGAUGGCUAAGUAGAGGUCAGACUGAAACGAGUCUGAAACAAUAACAGACUUUUUUUUUUAGUAUACUAUUUUUUUUAUAUUUUGAAUGGUUUUAGUCUUACAUGUUUUGGCAAUAAAUGGUUUUUGUAAUAUUAUGCAAUAAAGAACAACCUACGUAGAAAGUUUAUCAAUUCUAGCUAGUUCAGUUUUAGCAAAAUAUUUACAAUUUGAAGUCGAAGUGAACCAAAUUUGUUGUUGAUCCCUGGAAUUAAAGCCUAUUUUCUUCAAAAAAAUUAUUACAACAAAGCCUAUACGGAAGAAAUUAGAAGAAAAAUCAGAACAUCAGGUAGAUUGUUUGUACUUAACGGAAGAUGCUAAUAAAACAAGUCGAAUGAUACUGUUAUAAACACAAAGUUGAGACACACUCAUGCCUUUGAGGUGGUAAAUGAAACACGUUUAAGUAGAUAACAAGCUGAGGUUAUCAAAAUUCCUUUAAUUUAAAAGAGAUAGCAAGGAAUUAUUAACUAAAAUCAUCAACACGAUGAAAGAUAAUUCAGAGUUGGGAAAUAACUAAAUAAGUUAUGUGAUAAUAGAUAUUGGAUGAUGAAAUUACCGAAGUGUUCACAGACUAUUCAACAG